Messenger RNA from Capsicum annuum, 498 nucleotides. RefSeq lists its product as uncharacterized. Gene Ontology annotation, molecular function: nucleic acid binding. NCBI's taxonomy places the organism in Eukaryota, Viridiplantae, Streptophyta, Magnoliopsida, Solanales, Solanaceae. The coding region runs from base 1 to 498 and encodes 165 amino acids. Gene Ontology annotation, biological process: DNA integration. The transcript has 2 exons. The record is from RefSeq and is a predicted model, not a curated record.
AUGGAAGUAGAGUUGUUAGACGUCUGGGACAUUGACUUCAUGGGGACCUUUGUGAGAUCUUAUGGGUUGAAAUACAUCUUAGUUGCCAUCGAUUAUGUGUCUAAAUGGGUUAAGGCUGUUAUCUUGGCCGAUAAUGAAGGAAAGAGAGUGGUUGCAUUCCUUAAAAAGAUCAUCUUCUCUCGCUUUGGGGUACUAUGUACCAUCAUAAAUGAUGGUGGAUCACAUUUUUUAAAUCGAGUGUUCCGGGCUGCCUUGGUGAAAUACGGUGUUAAGCAACACAAGGUGGCAACUCUAUAUCACCCGCAGAAUAGUAGUCAAGUGGAGAUUUCAAAUUUGGAGAUAAAAUUUAAACUUCCCAAAAUGGAAGAGAGAUAUAGGAAAACAAAAGCUGAACAAGUUGGGGGAUGUCCGACGGAAGGCUUGAUAGGCUGUCGAAAGGUUAACAGACCAUUGCUGGAGUUAUUAAAAGGAAACCAGAAACCUGAGCUACAUGAAUGA